UGCCAUCACCGCUGCGCGCGCCUGCCACGGGGGAAAGGGCAAAGGGACGGCUCGAGAUGUGUCGCGUAAAAUACAGCUGAGCGCGGAGAAGGGAGAAGGAGAAUCUAAAGGGACAGUGGACCGGAACACUACGAGAGAGUGUGUGAGAAAGGGAGAGCGAGCGAGAGGGAGAGAGAGAGAGAGAGACAGAGAGCGCGCGCGGCUCCAGCAGGCUGACAAAGCUGCACUCCCUCGAAGUUUGACAUACCCAGCGGGCUGCGUCGCUGCCAUGGAGCCUCGGAGGUGCACCGGAUCUGUAUUGAUUGGAGUUUACCUGUGGACGACCUUCUGCUGUAAAGGUUGCCAUGGCGGUGAAUACCAAAGGAAGCUGUACCGUGACCUGAUGGUGAACUACAAUCGUCUGGAAAGACCUGUCCAAAACGACUCUGCACCCAUUGUUGUGGAACUUGGCCUCACGCUGCUACAAAUCAUUGACGUGGAUGAAAAGAACCAGGUGAUGAUCACAAAUGCCUGGCUGCAGCUGCAUUGGACAGACAUUUACCUUUCGUGGAGUCAGGAGAGCUACCCCGGGGUGCAGAAUCUGCGCUUCCCUUCUAAUCUGGUAUGGGUUCCAGAUAUCCUCCUCUACAACAGUGCUGACGAAAGGUUUGAUGCUACGUUCCACACAAACGUGUUAGUAAAUUCUUCAGGAUCCUGCCAAUACAUCCCACCAGGCAUUCUGAAGAGCACCUGCUACAUUGAUGUGCGCUGGUUCCCAUUCGAUGUGCAGAAGUGUGACCUGAAGUUUGGCUCCUGGACACAUGACGGCUGGCUGCUGGACCUCCAGAUGAUGGACGUGGACGUCUCCACCUACAUCCCAAAUGGGGAAUGGGAUCUUGUUGGUGUGCCGGCUAAACGGAAUGAGCUGUACUACGACUGCUGUAAGGAGCCAUAUCCAGAUGUGACAUUCACUGUCACUAUGCGCCGCAGGACGCUUUACUACGGCCUCAACCUGCUCAUCCCCUGUGUGCUCAUCUCUGGUCUGGCCCUGCUGGUCUUCCUGCUCCCUGCUGACUCUGGAGAGAAGAUCUCACUAGGCAUCACAGUGCUGCUGUCUCUCACGGUGUUCAUGCUACUGGUCGCAGAGAUCAUGCCUGCCACUUCAGACUCCGUUCCUCUGAUUGCCCAGUACUUUGCCAGCACCAUGAUGAUUGUAGGCUUGUCUGUGGUGGUAACCGUCCUGGUAUUGCAGUUCCACCACCACGACCCCCAUGGAGGGAAAAUGCCCAAAUGGGUCCGAGUGAUCCUACUGAACUGGUGCGCUUGGUUUCUCCGCAUGAAGAAACCUGGAGAGGAAAACCGAACCACUGUGAGUUCCAGUUGCCCCCCAGACUACAAAAACUCCCACCAUCCCCCGGAGCACACCGGCUCCAGCAGCAUCCAGGUGAGCUCCGUGCCGGGCCAGGCGUCCACCCUGCCAACCGCGACCAAUGGGAACGCCAACCUGUAUCAUGGUUACCACCCUCGGAGCUCAGACAACCAUUCAUUCCCACCAAGCACCGAGUCAGGCGUGGUAAUGUGCGCCGGCGGCCAUCUCAACGGCUCCUCCCCACGUGAGAUCCACUUGGAACGGACUGUGCUGCUGGAGCAGGUUCCGGAGAUUUCGAGGAUCCUGGAGGAAGUGCACUACAUCGCCAGGCGCUUUCGGGAGCACGACGAGGGAGAAGCGAUCUGCAGCGAGUGGAAGUUUGCAGCGGCAGUGGUGGAUCGGUUGUGCCUGGUGGCCUUCUCGCUCUUCUCCAUCAUCUGCACCUUCACUAUCCUCAUGUCGGCUCCCAAUUUCAUUGAGGCUGUGUCCAAAGACUUCACAUAAGGCCGAGCUCGUCAACAAGGCAAAGUUGACAUUGGAAGCUUUGUGGCGCACCCGUCUCGCUGCUGCAAACUAUGUGAAGUCACACGAGGUUGAGUUAUUUCAAAGGGGUUGUUCAAAGUCACAGUACAAAGCCAAUCUUUUCCUCUUUCUCUUUAAACGAAGGCACAGCUAGUGUAUGAUUAAUUGUAGAUGCAUCUGGAUUACACAAUUACUUGUUGUAUAUAAAUUCACCACAUAUGUGGGAAUGGAAAUAGUAAUGAAGUAAAUAACUCAUUACUAAAAUCUAAAUGGUUGUCAUAUAACCCGGGCAACUAUGUAUUGACAUUGUCUCAGUGCUUUUUUUUACAUAUGUAAGUAUUUAAUUGAUCCUUAUUCACCACUUUUUCUUUCUUGCCAUUCACACAAUUUCGGCGCGCUUCCUUUCUUUCCCCUGAUCCUCUCAUUUCCUUUUUCUUUAGCGUACAUGUGACUGUUGCCAUUAAAAUGAAUUCUUGAGACAUUUGCAGAUCUGCUCCUUUCACAUUUAUUAUAGCUUGAAGUAAUUUCUGGAGGGAUCCAACAACAAAUUUAACUUCCAAAAACAUAUUCCUAUAGACGAUGUUUAUGUGACUUCUGCACUGGUUACAUAAGUCUUGUUGAUGAUGAAGUAAAAAAGAUGAAUGCAAGUCGUAGUCUUGCAGUAGUUUAAACGAAUUUGGAAGGUACAUCAUCCCAGUGUCGAUGUAUUCGGUACUAUCCUUCUGUAGUGCCGAGUGCUUUGUUAUUUUACUCAGCGAAAGGCAAAAACGUUCUUAUCUAAUCUCUGGUAAUAUUCAACAAGAAUGAAUGGGACCUCGUAUAUAUAUUUAUACCACACAUGUCUAAAUGGUAAAUAGGGGGGGUUUUUUCACUGGAGAAAUGUUGGACUAUUCUAGUCCAUUUGUCUUUGCACAUUUGAUGAUUAUAAGCUGCAGGUGUAAUGAUAGAUGAAGAAUAAAAGACUAGCACUAAUAAACAAAGAGCACAAAGCUGUUUCAUGAAUUUCUUUUUAAAAGGAAACUCAUACUUGGUAUGUUAUUUUGAUGUAACAUACUGUACGGUGGGUCUUGGUUGCUGUAAGAAUGUGAUUAAAUAGAUUGAGAAAUAGUUUUUCAUCUUGGAGAGUAUAUAUUUAUAGAAGAGACAAUGUCUCUACAUACAGAAUGUGUAACUUGGACAAACCUAUGUAGAAACUUUGUGAAAUAACCUCUCCCAUUUCUAUUGUUAGUCAUGCAGAUGUCUAUUUAUUUUCUUUCAUGUGAAUAGCAUUUAUGGCACUGAGUCUGUUCAAUGUUAAAUGAACAAAUAUCAUUAAUUACAUAAUUAUCUUCACUGAACAUGCAUAAAGAGAAUAUGAUGUUAUCGGUUAAAGACAUUCUGCAUUGACCAAUUAAAGCUAUGUUGAAGCAGCAACCAUACAAUUGAUUUGAAUAGAUGUGUUGCACAUGUGAAACUGUUUACUGAUAUUGCAAAGUACACUAAAAACGGAGUAUAUGACUGUUUACUAUUUCUUUUUAUACGUGUGUUGUAUUUUGUAGUCUUUUGUGUGGUCUUUGCCUCUCUGCUAAGUAUACUUCAUUCUUUCAAAAGAUGUACAUAAAUGUCCACUGUACAUAUUUUUUUGUGAAAAAUAAAAGGGAAAUGUGAUCAUUUGAGUGUCAUUUGAGUGGCUGUCAUGCAACAAUUAAUAUAAUAUAUAUAUAUAUUUUUUUUAAAUGCUUUCAAAAGUUGUAACCACACACCCACACAU
This is a messenger RNA of Pungitius pungitius (ninespine stickleback), 3620 nucleotides long. Its product is annotated as neuronal acetylcholine receptor subunit alpha-7-like. Gene Ontology annotation, molecular function: acetylcholine binding; acetylcholine-gated monoatomic cation-selective channel activity; acetylcholine receptor activity. Bases 269 to 1852 code for a protein of 527 amino acids. Gene Ontology annotation, cellular component: postsynaptic membrane; plasma membrane; synapse. The record is from RefSeq and is a predicted model, not a curated record. The transcript is spliced from 10 exons. Gene Ontology annotation, biological process: regulation of membrane potential; synaptic transmission, cholinergic; monoatomic ion transmembrane transport. Lineage: Eukaryota; Metazoa; Chordata; Actinopteri; Perciformes; Gasterosteidae.